ACUUGAACUUGUUCACGUCUGAUUAGCAGAACCGAGCUGGACCGAUGGCGGAUGAUGCGGAGGCGCCGGCGGCGAAGCGGCUGGCCCGCGCGGGCAGCUUCUCGGGCGUGUGGUGGAAGCUCGGCGACCCCGCCGGGGACCCGGCCGCGGUGGAGCGCCGGCUGCGCGCCGUCGCCGACGAGGAGGCAGCCGUCCGUGCCCGCAUUAGCAGGCGCCACGCCGGCGCCCGCGGCGUCUGGCGCGGCAUCGCCGUCGCCUCCCUCGCCAUCCAGGUGGUGGCGUUGGUGCACUCCUACUGGACGGCGAGGCGGCGGCGCGUGGCCGGCUGGAGCAGGAAGCUGCUGCUCCUGCUGGCUACUCCCCUGCUCGCCGUGCCGGCCUCGGCCGCCGUCGUCUUGGCCGCCUUCGCCAGGCUCCAGAAGAUGUUUGACGCGCGAGACGAGCAGCGGCUGAGGGCGCUGGUGGCGGAGCGCAAGGCCAAGAUCGGGCAGUUCAGGGGCAGCCACCACAACAUGCACAAGCUCCUCGAGGUCUCCACCAAGUACGAUCCAGAUGCUGCUGCUGUUACGACUGCCAGUUCCGACCAGCCGGUGGCCGCUGCCGCCGGGAGGAUCAAGCGGAGCCACUCGCGGCUGAGCUUCCACAUCGGAGACGACUGACUCAACCUCCACCAACCUUCUCCGCAUCAUCCACGGCGACGACGACAUCAUCGAUCAUGCGUGGAACAUUUGUCUUCACCGUCCGUCACUACUGUAAAUCUCUCCCAUCAUAGUCAGGCCUGCGGAUUACUAGCAUAAUACGUGAAAAAACACAUUGGUUGGUUGGUUGUACCCUUGGGCUUUUGAAUUGGGACACUUUUUUACGAUUCAA
Molecule: messenger RNA, 870 nt
Organism: Aegilops tauschii subsp. strangulata
Lineage: Eukaryota; Viridiplantae; Streptophyta; Magnoliopsida; Poales; Poaceae
Biological process (GO): endoplasmic reticulum tubular network organization
Cellular component (GO): endoplasmic reticulum tubular network
Source: RefSeq, a predicted model, not a curated record